AACAGCUUAAAUACUCGACUUCGCUUUCUUUUGGAACCAAACCAACAGGAGUUGGAAAGCUGACAAGCUGUACACAAUCCGCGCCUCCUAUUCACUUAACCUCAGUGAGAGAGAGAGAGAGAGAGAGAGAGAGAGAGAGAGAGAGAAGACUACGGGAAACCAAGAAAAAAAAUGAAGCUGAAAGUGUACGCGGAUCGGAUGUCCCAGCCGUCUCGGGCCGUUAUUAUCUUCUGCAAGGUUAAUGGUAUAGACUUCGAGGAAAUCAAAGUGGAUCUGUCCAAACGCCAGCACUUGUCUGCAGAGUUCAAAGAAAUAAACCCUAUGGAGAAAGUUCCAGCUAUUGUUGAUGGAAGAUUUAAAUUGUUUGAGAGUCAUGCGAUUCUUAUCUAUCUUGCUUGUGCAUUUCCUAGAGUCGCAGAUCACUGGUAUCCGGCUGAUGUUUCCAGGAGAGCGAAGAUCCACUCAGUAUUGGAUUGGCAUCACUCUAAUCUACGGCAGGCCGCAGCCUCGUUUGUUUUUAAUACCGUUCUGGCACCAGCACUUGGGUUUCCCCUGAAUCCACAAGCGGCUUCUCAAGCCGAGAAACUUCUAUCCUCAUCUCUGUCAAAAAUAGAGUCCAUUUGGCUCAAGGGGAAUGGACGCUUCUUGCUGGGUGGCUUUCAACCAUCCAUAGCGGAUCUUAGCCUCAUUUGUGAGAUUAUGCAACUAGAGGUUUUGGAUGAGAAGGAUCACAGCCGUAUACUAGGCCCACACAAGAAAGUUCAGCAGUGGAUUGAGGAUACAAGAAAUGCAACAAGACCUCACUUUGAUGAAGUACAUACCAUCCUCUAUAAAGCCAAGUCAAAACUCGCAGUGCAGCGCUCAGUGCGUGCAAACAGUGAGACAGAGCCUAGCAUAAGAAAGUUGCCUUCAAAGAUGUGAAAACCAUGUUGCUGUUUAUUAAGCAUUGUAAAUGUCAUAGUUUACAAGAUUGAGCAUUGUACAAAGAUAAUGUAAUAAAACUCUUUAGGAUUUUUAAUGUGGAUCAAGGCUAUGAUUGGCAUUGAAAAUGUGAACUAGAAACCAGCAGUUUCGCCUGGUGGGUCACAAAUGCCUGACUUAUCAAGUUAUCCAGCAAAUUACAAGGAGUUCAUGUGAAAUAAUGUAAAAUUUAUUUUAG
Messenger RNA from Juglans microcarpa x Juglans regia, 1159 nucleotides. RefSeq names its product glutathione S-transferase T1-like. Bases 172 to 921 code for a protein of 249 amino acids. The transcript has 7 exons. Lineage: Eukaryota; Viridiplantae; Streptophyta; Magnoliopsida; Fagales; Juglandaceae. The record is from RefSeq and is a predicted model, not a curated record.